Corythoichthys intestinalis (scribbled pipefish) is the source of this 3291-nucleotide messenger RNA. It is a transcript of the gene cpm, whose product is annotated as carboxypeptidase M. The transcript has 9 exons. Bases 781 to 2091 code for a protein of 436 amino acids. The record is from RefSeq and is a predicted model, not a curated record. Gene Ontology annotation, molecular function: zinc ion binding; metallocarboxypeptidase activity. Gene Ontology annotation, biological process: peptide metabolic process; protein processing. NCBI's taxonomy places the organism in Eukaryota, Metazoa, Chordata, Actinopteri, Syngnathiformes, Syngnathidae.
ACGCGUCUCAUUGAACAAUUCUGACCAUUUUCUCAUUGUUUGUUCAGAUCCCUUUCGUGCAUCACGAGCACAGGAAUCUCCCGUCCAUUGUUUUUCACUUUAUAAAGUCUUUAUAAAUUGACUUUCAAAUGACUUGAAAGACGUUUUAUACUCUCAUGGCGUACACUUGGCGAGACAGCUAAGUGGUGAUUGUUCAAAUGGAUCACUUUUUGAGAUGUUUUUUUUUCUUCUUCUUCUUCAGCCGCUCGCCCACGCGAGGACAACUGAUGAUUAUCAACUAAAAUUAUUGCUUGACUCUCCAUGAGAAGGAUCCCGAUCAACCAACUGGUUGCCUGCCAAUGAGUUUCCUCUGUUUACUUGGUCUACUCGCAAUUUCUUCUGCUCGUAUUCAGUCGACUACUGUAUUUGAAACGGGUCUACCGCAGCGACUGUACUGUAUGUCUACUACUUUUGUCAAGCGUUCAUGUGUCCACUACAGGAUGUAUGGUACUUUCCUAAAAUGUACUCAUUCGUCAGAUUUUUCUUUUAUCCCAGCCAAUAGUAGGUGAUUUAAUGACCCGACACACUUCCGCCUUCGUCGGAGGGUCACCGGUGUUGGUGUGGCGCGUCUUUCAAAAUGUAAAAUGUCCCCGUAAGAUAGGUCGCUGAAAUUGGACAGAUUCUUCGUAAAGGCGGAAUCUCAAUUCAUUGGCCGCCGCUGAUGUCCAAUCCGUUUGGAGAAGGAAGGGCCUCCCCGUCCAAAUAGUUCAAACGUCUAUCGUCGUCAGCGGCGGCGACCGGAUGACGAUAAUCGUGUUUUCUCGCCGUUUAGGGAUGUCGCGACUCUUCCUCAUCAUCGUGACGGUCGGCGUCGUCGUCACGCUGGACUUUCGUUACCACGGCAACAAGGAGAUGGAACAUUACCUCUUACGGGUCAACGCCUCCAACCCGGACAUUGCUCACCUGUACAGCAUCGGACGAUCGGUCGCAGGUCAAGAGCUGUGGGUGUUGGCUUUGGGUCAGAGCUCGCGCCGUCACACCGUCGGCAUCCCCGAGUUCAAGUACGUGGCCAACAUGCACGGAAACGAGGUGGUGGGCCGCGAACUGCUUCUGCAUCUGACGGACGACCUGGUGCGCGGCUACCGCGGCAACAAGACCUGGUCCGUACGGAUACUGAACAGCACGCGCGUCCACUUCCUGCCCACCAUGAACCCGGACGGUUUCGACCAGGCCGAUACCAGUUGUUACCUCGGCCAGGGAAGAUUUAACCGUAACGGCGUGGACCUGAACAGGAACUUCCCCGACGCCUUCGCCGAACGGCGGAACUCGGAAGAGGCCGGCAGAGAGGCCGAGGUCCGGGCCGUGAUGGGCUGGUUGAGGACGGAGACUUUCGUCCUCUCGGCCAACCUCCACGGCGGCGCCCUGGUGGCCAGCUACGCCUACGACAACAGCGACGGAGGCGGCGAGCUGGUGGGCGGGGCCAGCCUCACGCCGGACGACGACGUCUUUGUCCACCUGGCCAAGGUGUACUCGCACAACCACGCCAACAUGCGCCAGGGGGAGCCCUGUGGCGACCAGCCGCCCUUUCGGGACGGAAUCACCAACGGGUACCGGUGGUACCCGCUCGCAGGCGGCAUGCAGGACUACAACUAUGUGUGGGCUCAAUGUUUGGAGGUGACCUUGGAGGUGUCCUGUUGCAAGUUCCCCCCCGCCGACAGACUCCCCGUCCUGUGGACGGACAACAGGAAGAGCCUGCUGGCCUUCAUGCGGCAGAUCCACUUGGGGGUUAAAGGCCGGGUGCUGGACGGCUCGGGAGCGGCGGCGCCGAACGCCGCGGUGGAGGUGACCGGUCGCCACAACAUUCGUCCUUUCAAGACGGACAAACGCGGAGAAUACUACAGACUGCUGCUGCCCGGGAACUACACUUUUACCGUGACGUUCCCCGGUCACGAGAUUCUGACCGAGAGUUUUUGGGUCCCUUACGGUCCGGACGGCUAUUCGGCGCUGACGCACGACUUUCUGUUGCGUCGAAUCGAGCCCUCGUCCGCUCGCCCUUCGUCCCCCGGGUGGGCGCUCGGUUUGACGCUGGCUCUGUUGGGCACCGUCGGCUGAUGUGACGCACAGAUUGCAGUCGGGAGCCAGGGUGGGAUUGUUUCUCUCUUGAUUUAAAAAAUAUUCAUCCUGUCAUUUUUGGACAAUAAACCGCACCUCCCAGUUUUUCAUACCAAAACAGUAUUUAUUCAUAUAGAAGCCACACGCAGAGAUGAUUACAUUCACAGCCACAACUCGAUAUAUAUCUUUUUUUACCUUUUUAUAAACUCUUUCAGUCCCGGUGAUGAUAAUCCAGUGGUGUCGCACUUAAAAACUAAAUUCAACUCCAUCUUUCCCAAAUAGAUGUCCAAUCCAUUUGACUGAAGCCGAAUGAGUUGGCCGUCAACCCUCCUGCUUCAUAUGAAUUGGACAUCUAACACCGUCCGUGGCACCGAAUGAGGAAAAUGCCCAAAUAUCUUCCAUGACUAUUUAAGGGUAGCGCCAAAUCAAAUGACCUCUGGUAGAUCAAAAACGGUAAUGGCAAUCAAAUAUUACAUCUGGAUACAACAAUUAAGGAUUGAUAACCCUACAAAAGACAGCUCAUCGAUUUGUAAAAAUCCGUAUUUCAGCCACACUGGACUGUAAGCCGAGGGGUUCAAAAUAUAGUCUUAUCGUCCGAAAAAAUCAUCUUUUUCCAUUAGACGAAGAUGCGCUCUAUCAACAGCUGGAAAUGUCAUCCCCAUUGGCCAACUUUCUGUAGAGGCAAGCCAGUUCUUCAGGCGUGGGCCUUUUGGACUCCGGCGUGCACGGAACGUCAAAGUCCGAAGAAGCUCGCGAACCGUCCGCGUCGGACGGGGCGUCGCCGCGUUCCGUUCCGCCCUGCGACGCCGCAAAGUCCUCGUCUUCACUCCGCAGGUCUUCCGGCGUCUGCGCGGAGCGGGCCGGGCCGGAGCGAGGUCGCGAUCGGUCGUCACUUUUCCGGCUUCCGGGGCCGUCGGGCGGCGGCUCGGCGCCGAAGAAGUCCUCCCACUUGGGCGGCCGCCUCUCGUCGUCUUCGUCGCUCUCCUCGUAGCCGUCGCUGUCGUCGUUCGACUCGGUGCAGUCCACGUAGUUCCGGUCCUCCGUGCACUCUGACUCUGUCUCGAUCCGCCGCGGCGAGAUCUCCUCCCGGGCGGAGGGCGCGGCGGCGGGCGCUCGCCCGCGCUCUGUCGGAAAGCAAGGGUAAGGGCUCAAACACACCAGCAACGUGAAUGUCGCGUCAACGAUCUCGCCGCCAUUACG